AUGGGGGCUGCAAAGAAGCAUACCUCGUCUCACUCGAGUGCCUACAAUAGACUGGUGACGGUGGCGGUCGCCUUUGGUUCUAUGACGUAUGGCUACUGUUCCGCCAUCAUCGGGAGCACCAUUGGGCAACCGGGAUGGUAUCAGUUCUUCGACCUGCCCAUGCAGGGAGAACCAGGGUAUGGUGGGAAGACCACCGAUGCAAUUGCCACAGCGAACGGUCUAUACAGUGCAGGCGGAGCGGUCGGAUCCCUCUUCAUUGCUUGGUCGGCGACUGCAAUUGGGCGUAAACGAAGCAUUCAAUUGGGAGCCCUCUUGGCCAUCAUCGGCGGCGCAUUCCAAGGUGGUGCAGCAGCACUUGCCAUGUUCCACGUGGGCCGAGUCAUCUCAGGUUUAGGGAUUGGCAUUCUCGUCACUGCUUGUCCCAUGUAUCUGUCCGAGUUAGCUCCUCCGCAAAAUCGUGGCUGGUUAGUCGGUCAUCAUGCGAUAUUCUUGGUGUUUGGAUACAUGCUGUCCGGGUGGCUGGGAUAUGCAUGUUAUUUCGCGACAGACAAAAACCCAUCCUUUGCCUGGAGGUUUCCCCUCUGUGUCCAGACACUGCCACCGCUGGUUUUAGCGGUAACCUCGAUCUGGAUCCCCAAGUCACCGAGAUGGCUCCUCCAAAAGGGGAGGACUGAAGAGGCCUGGACCGUGAUCCGGGCCCUGCGUCGCUCUCCCGACGACCCAGACGAUCUUGUUGCGAAGGAGGAACUGUACCAGACCAAGGAACAAAUUGCACUUGAUUCCGCCAAACUCAAAGCCGUGGGUUAUGGGCCGUGGAUGGCCUGUAUCAAGAAGAAGAGUUACCGCAAGAGAAUGAUCAUUGGUUUCUUGACGCAGUGGGGAGCCGAGUUUGCUGGUCCGCUUGUCAUUAACAACUAUAUGGUCAUUCUAUACACGAAUCUCGGGCAGACAGGAUCCAUGCCUCUGCUUCUAUCGGCCGUCUGGCUCACCACAGCCGGUGUCAUCUACAACCCGACCGGCGCGUGGCUCCACGACAAAGUCAACUCCCGGCGCUUCAUGUACAUGUUCGGCACGGCGGGGUGCCUGGUGACGACGUCGAUCCUGUGCGCGCUGCUCGCGACGUACGCGGGAACGACAGACAAGGGCGGCAACGCGGGCGGCGUGUUCAUCGUGUUCCUGUACCUGACCUUCCAGGGCACCUUCUGCGACACGACCAUGUACCUGUACGUGAGCGAGAUCUUCCCGACCGAGAUCCGCCCCAUCGGCAUGGGCUUCUCGCUGUUCGGCCAGUUCGCCGCCACCAUCAUCCUGCUGCAGACCGCGCCCAUCGGUUUCGUCACCGUCGGCUGGAAGUACUACCUGGUCAUCGUGUGCUGGUGCGCCGUCUACCUGCCCAUGAUCUACUUCUUCUGGCCCGAGACCGCCCGCCUCUCGCUCGAGGAGAUCUCCAAGCAGUUUGGGGAUGACGUCGCCGUCCACGUCAACGACAUCAGCGACGAGCAGCGCCGCCAGCUCGACGAGUUCCUCAAGUCCAAGGAUCUGGUCCACUCGUCGUCGUCGCCCGCCACCGCAGCUGACGAUUCAGGCUCCCCGGCAACCGAAAUCAAGGAGGAGGCCAGCGAGAAAGUCUAG
Molecule: messenger RNA, 1632 nt
Organism: Fonsecaea erecta
Lineage: Eukaryota; Fungi; Ascomycota; Eurotiomycetes; Chaetothyriales; Herpotrichiellaceae
Exons: 5
Coding region: 1-1632 (543 amino acids)
Biological process (GO): transmembrane transport; carbohydrate transport
Cellular component (GO): membrane
Molecular function (GO): carbohydrate:proton symporter activity
Source: RefSeq, a predicted model, not a curated record